This is a messenger RNA of Salvelinus namaycush (lake trout), 958 nucleotides long. It is a transcript of the gene c1qc, whose product is annotated as complement component 1, q subcomponent, C chain. The record is from RefSeq and is a predicted model, not a curated record. NCBI's taxonomy places the organism in Eukaryota, Metazoa, Chordata, Actinopteri, Salmoniformes, Salmonidae. The transcript has 5 exons. Bases 107 to 835 code for a protein of 242 amino acids. Gene Ontology annotation, molecular function: protein binding.
CUCUCGCUCUCUCUCCGUCUGUCUCCUCAUACUACAAUCACACAGCAUACAGUAUUGUACAAUAUUGUGCAUCUUCUCUACUGCAGGUCUCUCUUCAGUGGUUGCUAUGGUCUGUUUUUGCAUUGCUAUGGGAGCUAUGCUCUCAUUGGCUCUGCCUGACCUGGUUACCAUGGAGACGUGUACAUCGGCGGGGACGCCUGGACUGCAUGGUUUCCCAGGGUUACCAGGAAGGGACGGACGAGAUGGAGAGACGGGGGAGAAGGGAGUGCCAGGUGUUGUAUCUGGACCAGGCCAGAGACCAGAGGGGGGCCAGAAGGGGGAGCCGGGUGUGAAGGGAGCGGUUGGGAAGCUGGGUCGUAGCGGUGUGAGAGGAGAUAAGGGAUCCCCAGGGCCAGAGGGACCCCAGGGAGAGCCAGGGGAGUCGGGCUCAGCAGGGUCUCUGCUCCAUUCUGCCUUCAGCGUGGCCAGAGGCACCGCCAGCCCUCCAGAGAAGGCCAGCCCCAUCAGAUUUACCUCGGUCAUCACUGAUGUUAACAAGGACUACAACACAGAGACGGGACGCUUCAGGUGCCGCGUGCCGGGGACGUACUACUUUGUGUACCACGCGUCGUCUGAGGAGAGACUCUGUCUGGUGUUCAAACUGGAUGGAACCAGUCUGGCCUCCUUCUGUGACCUGGUGUACGGGGGCACAAAGAGACAGGUGAAUUCGGGGGGUCUGGCUACGUACUUGAAGAAGGAUCAGGAGGUGUGGUUAGAGACCAACGAUUACAACGGCAUGACGGGAAAACCUGAAGGGAACAGUCUCUUCUCUGGCUUCCUGCUCUACCCUCACUAACCUGAAGGGAACAGUCUCUACUCUGGCUUCCUGCUCUACCCUCACUAACCUGAAGGGAACAGUCUCUACUCUGGCUUCCUGCUCUACCCUCACUAACCUGAAGGGAACAGUCUCUACUCUGGC